AUGUCCCUAUCAAACUACCUCGCCUCCAAAUACCUCACCGCCGAACCCUCCAAAAAGCGCAAACGCAAAGACAAAUCCAGCACCUCCCAACCGGGCCUCAUAAUAGCAGACGACGACGCCCUCGGCUGGACCACCACCCUCACCCCCGACGAAGAAGCCAAACCCCUCACCAUCACCUCCACCAGCGCCGAAUUCCGCAAAUCCAAAACCAACGCCUGGAAACCCGUUGGCGAAGCCGCGGCCGCAGAACAGAUUCUCGCCGACACAGCGCGGGAGAACGCGGCCGCGCUGCAAGAAGAGGAGCCGGUUGUAGAGGAUGACGGGGUUGUGAAGAUGGGGGAUGGUACGCAUGCGGGACUGCAGAGUGCAGCGGAUGUGUCGAGGCAGUUUGAGAAGCGGAAGAGGGCUGAGAGGGAGCGGUGGGAGAAGGAACAGCGGGGGGGGAAGAAGGGGGGGAGGAGACUACGGCAGGAGGCGCGACGGGAGGCUGAUGAGGCGGCGAAGAAGGAGCGUGAGGCGGCAGAGGCUCAAAAGGGCGAUUACCAGCGUGCGUUGAAGGAAAAACGGAAAGAGGAGCUUGAUGAAGCGCGGUUUCUGGGUGUUGCAAGGGGUGUGGAUGAUGUGGAGAUGAAUGAGGAGUUGAGGGGGGUGGAGCGGUGGAAUGAUCCCGCCGCGCAAUUUUUGGUUAAGAAGAAGGAGGGAAAGAGUGUUACGGGAAGACCGUUGUAUAAGGGUGCUGCGCAGCCGAAUCGGUAUGGGAUACGUCCUGGGCAUAAAUGGGAUGGGGUGGAUAGGGGGAAUGGGUGGGAGGGGGAACGGUUUAAGGCGUUGAAUCGGAAGACGAGGAAUAAGGAGUUGGAUUUUGCGUGGCAGAUGGAUACGUAG
Glarea lozoyensis ATCC 20868 is the source of this 885-nucleotide messenger RNA. RefSeq lists its product as uncharacterized. Gene Ontology annotation, cellular component: RES complex; U2-type spliceosomal complex. The record is from RefSeq and is a predicted model, not a curated record. Gene Ontology annotation, biological process: mRNA splicing, via spliceosome. Gene Ontology annotation, molecular function: RNA binding. Bases 1 to 885 code for a protein of 294 amino acids. NCBI's taxonomy places the organism in Eukaryota, Fungi, Ascomycota, Leotiomycetes, Helotiales, Helotiaceae. The transcript is spliced from 2 exons.